GAGAGAUUGCAACAUACUGGUCCAAUCACUGAGAGAUUUAUUUUCUUACUCAAAUGAAACCAGUCCUGAUUCUUGCCUUGCAGAUGAACUAGGAUCUGGACACUGCUGAAGAAAUUUCUGAGAGGAUUGUCCAUAAUUUUAGAGAUAAUGAGUGAAUAUAAGAAAAUAAUUCUUCUAAAGGGAUUGGAGCGUAUGGAAGACUACCACUUUAGGGUAAUCAAGUCCAUACUAAGAAGCAAACUAAAUCUAUCUAAAAAGAUGCAAGAUGAUUAUGACAGAAUUCAGAUUGCUGACUGGAUGGAGGAUACGUUCCCAAAAGAUGCAGGACUGGACACACUGAUAGAUGUGUGCCAAAGCAUCAAAGAACUGGAAGGCCUUGCCAAAACCCUUGAAGCAGAGAAGGCAAAAGUUCAGAAGCAAAAGAAAGGAAAAAAUAAAACUGCAUUGGGAAGAAGAAAGCAAGAUGAACCCAGUAGUUCCCAAUCUCUUUCCACCGGUAAUGAAUCAAACAAGAAAAAAAGAAAGAUGCCCACAAAAACCGAAGGUAGCAAGAAAAGGAAACUUACACAGGAGCAGACUCAGCUUCCAGAACCUUCAGUAAGAAACACACAGAAAGAUGAAGGUUGUCUCCAGACCUCUCAUAAGCCUCCACCGACACCAUUGUGCAGUUCCUCCAACAAGACACCAAGGACGGGAAACAUACCAAAGGAACCUGUUAAGGAAGAAGGUUACCAUCGAGAACCCAAAGAAGUGAUGGUUUUGAAAGUAACAGAACCAUUUACUUAUGAUUUGAUUGAUGACAAAAGGAUGUUCCAUGCCACAGUGGCGACUGAGAAUGAAUUCUUCAGAGUGAAGAUUUUUGACCCAGUGCUAAGGAAUAAGUUCAUUCCAAAUAAGAUUAUUGCCAUAUCAAAUUAUUUUGGCUUAAAUGGCUUUCUGGAAAUACACCAAGCUUCCUGUGUGUCUGAUGUAGACAAGAAGAGAACGAUGGCUAUCUCAAAUACACUGAGGCAAAGAGCCAAUACGACUCCUAAAAUUAGGGAUCUUUUCUCACAGGCACAGGGGACAUAUGUGAAUGGAGAGUUUGUGGUCUAUAAGAAAACUGAGAGGAAUCCCUUCAUUUACUAUGGAAUUGAAGAUGAUACAGGGAAAAUGGAAGUGGUGGUCCAUGGAAGACUGACCAAUAUAAAGUGUGAGCCAGGCCAAAAACUUCGACUCAUCUGUUUUGAAUUGUCCUCAAGCAAAGAUACAUGGCAGCUGAAGUCUGUAAGACACAGUAACAUGCAGGUUGUCAAUGUCAGAAAGAAAGUCCCUCAAGCCUGAUUCAGAUCUGAAAACCUGGAUGCCAAGGAUACUGUUUAUGGAGAUAAGAUCCAAGUCCAGAAAAUAAAUGUAUAUAUGAACUGUUGCAAUACUAUAUCUAUGAAAGCCAGCUCCUUUUUAUGGUUUUCCAAGAUAGGAUUUCUCUGUUUAGCCAUUGUUGUCCUGAAAAUCACUUUGUAGACCAGGCUGGCCUUGAACUCAGAGAUCUACCUGCCUCAGCCUUCUGAGUGCUGGGAUUAAAGGUCUGUGCCACCACCAUCAGACCUGUUCUUAAUUCUAGGAAAUGGUACUUUCUUAUAUUCUUUAUAAACUUUUGUAUGAUCUAAGUUCCAUAUUUUUAUCAAUAACUUUUAUACUUGUUAAUCUGUAAGUUUUACAAAUAAAACUUAAAUAUAAACCACAUUUACAAU
This is a messenger RNA of Microtus oregoni (creeping vole), 1733 nucleotides long. Its product is annotated as interferon-activable protein 203-like. Gene Ontology annotation, biological process: activation of innate immune response; cellular response to interferon-beta. The transcript has 7 exons. Bases 148 to 1323 code for a protein of 391 amino acids. The record is from RefSeq and is a predicted model, not a curated record. Gene Ontology annotation, molecular function: double-stranded DNA binding. Lineage: Eukaryota; Metazoa; Chordata; Mammalia; Rodentia; Cricetidae.